Messenger RNA from Drosophila subpulchrella, 4167 nucleotides. RefSeq names its product serine/threonine-protein kinase unc-51 (gene Atg1). The transcript is spliced from 11 exons. The coding region runs from base 673 to 3276 and encodes 867 amino acids. Lineage: Eukaryota; Metazoa; Arthropoda; Insecta; Diptera; Drosophilidae. Gene Ontology annotation, molecular function: ATP binding; protein serine/threonine kinase activity. The record is from RefSeq and is a predicted model, not a curated record. Gene Ontology annotation, biological process: protein autophosphorylation; autophagy; autophagosome organization. Gene Ontology annotation, cellular component: autophagosome; cytoplasm.
UGAGGCUAUCUCCCUUUUUUACUGACACUUACGUUGACUUACGUUUUGCUGACACUUACGUUUUGUUGGUUUUGUUUUCAAACUCAUUCGUAUUGGAAAUUCGUCUUGAACAGUCGCAAAUCGAAGUAGUUGGAAAAUUUACUUUUGCAAAGUUUUUCGCUGGGACCAAGAAAUUUUCCAAAAACCAAAAGGAAAUUGUGCGGAUCGUCCGUGUGUGUGUGUGUGAGAGAGAGAGUGUGUGCCAUCCAUCCUGCUGUCGCGUGUGUGUAUGCGAGUGUGGGGCCGCAAAUUAAAAGCAAUACCACACUGAAAAAACCGACACAAUCACACACGGAAAAGAACAGUUUAAUUACAAGUGAAAUUAGAGUGGUGCCCGAUAAUUGUCAACUGGCCAGGUCGACGGGGAAGCCAACGGAGGUGUUACGUGAAAAUCCCGGAGAUCGUCGAGGGCCAGAAAAUCACUUUUGUUGGCUGGCUGAAGGGAAAGAAAUUGAUUUUCCAUUUUCCACAAUUGCAAUUGGAAGCAAAGCAAAGCAGAGAAAAGAAGAGGAGUGGAGAGGAGGAAGAGAGCAAGUGUGUGUGUGUGCGUGAGCGAGGGGGUGUAAGAGAGAGAGCGGGCGAAGGAGAGAGCACCACUUCCAGGCGUCGCAUCCUCCUCCUUUCUCGCAUGCGAUGAAUAUUGUCGGGGAAUAUGAAUAUAGCUCCAAGGAUAUGCUGGGCCACGGCGCCUUUGCCGUCGUCUACAAAGGACGUCACCGCAAGAAACACAUGCCGGUGGCCAUCAAGUGCAUCACGAAGAAGGGACAGCUGAAGACCCAGAAUCUGCUCGGCAAGGAGAUCAAGAUCCUGAAGGAGCUCACCGAGCUGCACCAUGAGAAUGUGGUGGCUCUGCUGGACUGCAAGGAGUCCCAGGAUUGCGUCAGCCUGGUCAUGGAGUACUGCAAUGGAGGCGACUUAGCGGAUUAUCUGAGUGUUAAGGGGACGCUGAGCGAGGAUACCGUAAGACUCUUCCUCGUGCAACUAGCUGGUGCUAUGAAGGCACUUUAUACCAAAGGAAUUGUGCAUCGUGAUCUCAAGCCACAAAACAUUUUGCUAUCGCACAAUUAUGGCAAGACAUUGCCAGCUCCAUCGAAAAUAACCCUGAAAAUUGCCGAUUUUGGGUUUGCGCGUUUUCUGAACGAGGGCGCCAUGGCAGCCACUUUGUGUGGCUCACCCAUGUAUAUGGCUCCUGAGGUGAUCAUGUCGCUGCAGUACGACUCGAAGGCGGAUCUCUGGUCGCUGGGAACGAUUGUCUACCAGUGUUUGACUGGCAAGGCGCCAUUCUAUGCACAAACGCCCAACGAACUGAAGUUCUACUACGAGCAGAAUGCCAACCUGGCACCAAAAAUUCCAAGUGGCGUGUCGCCAGACUUGAGGGAUCUGCUGCUGUGCCUGUUGCGCCGCAACGCCAAGGACCGCAUCUCGUACGAGAGCUUCUUUGUGCACCCCUUCCUUCUGGGCAAGAAGGCGGCCGCGUCGCCAGGUGAGCCAAGCCUAGCAGCCAACCUGCGGCGGCGAGUCUCUAAGAGUGGUGUUCUUGCAGUUGACAUGCCACCGCUGGGCGGGACCCCGCCUGCCAAGGCCAAGAGCCCCCUGCAGCAGCAGCUGGAGCAGGAACUGCAGCUGGUCAAGCUGGCCGAGCAGCAGCAGAAGGAGCGCGAGGAGCAGGAGGCCCAGGAGGAGGAGAACACGGUGUCUGUAGUGGCAAAUCCGGCCAUAUGUGCCACCAUCACUAACGUGGGCGUGCUGUGCGACAGCGAGAACAACACCGGAUCGUGCAGCUCCCACGAGGACUCCGAUGACUUUGUGCUGGUGCCCAAGAACCUUCCGGAGGACCAGCGCCAGGGUCUGGCCCAGGCCCAAGUUCAGGCCCAGCCCGCUUCCGGUGGCCAGCGUCCACAGACGCAACAAAAUCAAUCCAGUCCGCCACGCCCCAGCAGUCUGCCCAUCUCAGAGCCUAAGCCAGUGCCUGCUCCGGCCCGUCGCCAGGUGGCCAACAACCCGGCCAGCUCCCCGGCCAGACAGGGCUCCGGGCCAUUGACGGUGGCCACUCUGGGCGGCCAGCAAAUACCCCGAUCCCAGCCCAUUAGCGUGAAGCAACCGCGACCGGAUCAGCGCAAGAGCAGUGUGAGCAGUGACAUUAACUCGAUCUCGCCGCCGGCGGUGCAGUUUGCCAUUGGAACGCCGCCCACGCGGAUGCGCUCCGCCUCGGGAGGAUCGCUGUCGGAGACACCGCCGCCGCAUGCUCCGAGCACCUGGCAGGUGUCGCCGGGGCAUUCGCAGUCGCCUUUGCGCCGGAGUGGCAACAGCUCCCCAGUUCUGCCGUCCGCAGCGCUCACCAAACUGCCCACAUUGGGCAGUCCUACCAUGCUUGUGGCACCGGGAUCACUGGGUUCGAUUGGCUCGGCGGGCAGUGGAUCGGAGAACAAUAACCAGCAUCAUAUGCUGGGACCGCGAGCUUUCACGCUGCCCGAACUGGGGGCCACUGGCGGGCUGCAUAGUCUGCUGGACACAGGAGCCGGCGGUGGUGGCGAACCACAUGCAUUCCAGGCCCCCGAGCUCUCGGAGGAAACGCUGAUGGAUCGCGAGCACAACGAGACCCUGUCCAAGCUGAACUUUGUGCUGGCUCUCACCGAUUGCAUUCAGGAGGUGGCCGACUCGCGGUGUGCACCGCUCUCCACGCUCAUGGUGGCCGGCAGUCAGUCGGCGGCAGCAGCGGCGGCGGCGGAUGCCCAGCAGAUACCGCCGCACGCCCCGGAACAUUGCAAACGGGCGGAGCGCCUGGUGCUGCUCGUCCGAGGGCUGCAGCUCCUCUCGUCCGGCAUGAAUCUGGCCUCGCAGCAGCUGCGCAACGGCCAGCUGAAGCCGUCGUCCAAUGUGAAGAAUGCUUUGCUCACCAUGAACGCCAAGUACAGGAGCAUGCUCUUCGAGUCGAAGCGCCUUAAUGGCAGCGGUCUGUUGCAGAAGGCGAAUGCAUUUAACAUAACGGCGGACAAGAUUCUCUACGAUUACGCUCUUGAUAUGUGCCAGGCGGCUGCUUUGGAUGAGCUUCUGAAGAACACCAAGAAUUGCUUCGAGCGUUACAACACCGCACACAUUCUGCUGCAUUCGUUGGUGCAAAAGUGCAAUCAUCCGCAGGACAAAAUGCUGCUGAACAAAUAUCGCGAUGCCGUUGAGAAGCGUUUGAGCAUAUUGCAGCAGCAUGGCUACAUCUACGUGACCGAUGAGAAUGCCUAACUAUUUGGGCAGAAAGAGCUUUAUUCCAACCAUUUAGCACCGGCAAUCUUCACAACAUCAACAACAUUUCCUUAAGUUAUUCACCGUUUUCGUUGGGAGUGCAAACAUGUGAUUGAAACAAAAACUACACUAUCCAUACAUAGACAUACCGACAAAUAAUUUAAAGACCACCCACACAUUAUUUCUGGAGUUCUCAGUCCCCCAAAACUGUCCAAUGUAAAUAGUUUGAGCUAUGCUGAUAUAUGUAGUUUUUGUUUUUUAUAUUAUUUUCGGCCCGCGCGGCAACCAUAAUUGUUAAAGCUUAUAUCGAGUGCAGAUGCAACAUGAAUAAGGGCAGAUAAAAGUCCAUAUAGUCGUAAGAUAACCAUAAUAUUAUAAAUAUAUAUAUGUUUACAUAUAUAUGUACAACACGAAAGCUAACCAAGCAAACCACAUUACAUAACGUAAAGGGCAAUAUGCAAGCCAAACUCAGUUUAAUUCUAUGUUUAAGGGAAGCAGCGGCAGAACCCAGAUCCAUAUAUCAUGUGCUAGAAUUUCCCCCGUAGUUUUAAAGCCUACUUUCUUAUUUAACAAUCUAAUAUUCCCCUAUUAUUAUAUUACAAACAUACCAUACAAUAUUUAUGGCUGCACUACACAAACAUGUUUACAAUGUGCUAUGUUCAUAGUUUUUAGUUAGGUCUUUUCUAAAACAACUUUAAAGAGGUAUUUAAUUUUAUGACAAGAACUUUAUAUUUUAAAGAAACUUUUUAAGUUUUUCUACAACCGAAGCCCACAAAACUUUCGAAAAAAUCUAUAUAUGUAUGUGGUAUACAAAAGAAGGAAACACAUAAAAGAGUGUAUAAAAAGAAAUACCAACUUGAACUAAUAAAAAGUAAUAAGGAAAAUCGUAAA